AGGCAGAAAAGCAGGCAGACUGUCAACGUGUCAGGCCAAUUCGGUCUCCAGAUUGCGAUUUGCUGAUCCGUUGAGUCAUGAUACACGGUGUCGGGAUUGAUGGGGGUUACGGUCUUGUGCAUCUGCGAUUGAUGUGACAGGAGGUCAUGCGGGGAGAGGAAACCACCUCGCUCCGGAUUUCACUGCACGGCCGCAGGAGACGUCUGAGCGGAUGCACAGGAAGACGAGAUGAGGUACCUGACCGAGCUGUUGUGUUUCAGCCAAGUCGUUCAAAGCUGCUUCGUUGAGAUGUUCACUCCGAGGCCUUGCGCUGGGGGACCACCCCACGCAACAUGCAGACAUGCUUCUGCGUCCGGCCGGAGUACGUCGAUGAUCGAAUUGUUUCACACAAGCCUUUGCCUGUCACACCAUUUUGCCUGUCAAGGCUAUGCAGGUGCGCAUGCCUGUAGGAACCCGGCUUCUGGGAUCGAGGUCGUGCAUCCGGCCAUUAGGUGCUGCCACUUGGCAGAGAGGGGCAGAUGUUGUGGGAUGUCCACUUGGUGUGUGGCUGGAGGCUGUGUCGAGUUUCUGACGAAAUCAAGUGACGUCUUCGUGUAGGUAGAAAAAGCAGAUAGCCGUUGUGUGUACCGUAGUGAGGCUAUGCUGCUAACACGACGCCACGUUAGGCACCUUUUCAUCUUGAACUUGGUGUGGUAGAAAGAUUUGGAUAUGCAUUGAGUAUUUUGAGA
Messenger RNA from Dothidotthia symphoricarpi CBS 119687, 728 nucleotides. RefSeq lists its product as uncharacterized. The transcript has a single exon. The record is from RefSeq and is a predicted model, not a curated record. Bases 229 to 597 code for a protein of 122 amino acids. Lineage: Eukaryota; Fungi; Ascomycota; Dothideomycetes; Pleosporales; Dothidotthiaceae.